This is a messenger RNA of Cyprinus carpio (common carp), 680 nucleotides long. Its product is annotated as biorientation of chromosomes in cell division protein 1-like 1. The transcript is spliced from 3 exons. Bases 126 to 680 code for a protein of 184 amino acids. Lineage: Eukaryota; Metazoa; Chordata; Actinopteri; Cypriniformes; Cyprinidae. The record is from RefSeq and is a predicted model, not a curated record.
AUCUGCACUUACGACAGCGAGUCGAUAACUUUGUGUCCAAUCAUCUGGCGAACCACACAUGGAGCCCACAGCUGAACAAGAACCAGCUGAGAAACAGCAUCCGCCAGCUGGUGCUGCAGUCUGGGAUGCUGGAGCAGGGAGUGGACAGGAUCGUGGCUCAGGUCGUCGAUCCAAAGGUCCAUCACUCCUUUCGGCCGCAGGUGGAGCGCGUCGUCCGGAAGUUUCUCUCUCCAAACGGCCACGUGGAGGAGGACGAACUUCCUCCUUUAGCUCCGCCCCUUCCUGCGGAAUACCAGGAAGCUGAACUGCUGACCGCAGACCACGCAAAUGAUGACGCUCCAGCUGGGAGCUCCGGCGCUGAUGUCCAGAUCCCAGAGACCAGCGGCACUGACCCGAGCCACGAGCACAGAGAGGAGGAGAUGGACAUCAGCCUCACCGAGGAGGAGCAGCUGACCGCAGAGACGAAGGAGGAGCCGGAGGAACCACAGCCUGGGGAAGAAGAGGAGGAAGAGAGGGAUGCAGAGAUGGAGGCGGAGACGGAGGAGGUGAAGGACGAGGGAGACGCGGGGAGCAGCAGUAAAUCCUCAGGGAAGAUCCGAGAGGAGAACCGUGACACAGACUCCCAGAAACCCUCCAGCACUCUUCUUGCUGAUUGUUUCAUUCUGAUGCACCAGAAUUAA